Messenger RNA from Daphnia magna, 6630 nucleotides. RefSeq names its product HEAT repeat-containing protein 5B. The record is from RefSeq and is a predicted model, not a curated record. The coding region runs from base 252 to 6401 and encodes 2049 amino acids. Gene Ontology annotation, cellular component: Golgi apparatus; membrane; endocytic vesicle. The transcript is spliced from 21 exons. Lineage: Eukaryota; Metazoa; Arthropoda; Branchiopoda; Diplostraca; Daphniidae. Gene Ontology annotation, biological process: retrograde transport, endosome to Golgi; intracellular protein localization; endocytosis.
UAUUAGUCUUGUCUGUCUCUGCUUCCAACCUAGAAUCCUAGAUUCCUAUGCUUGCUCUUAAUUUUAAUUUUAACGAUAAAAAAAGUUUACAAAUAUUUAUCAUUGACUGGUGGUUAAAUGCUUUUUAAUGUAGAACACCUAGUAACGAAAUUUCAUUUCGUCAUCUGUCUCGUUCUGAAAUUAUAAUAUUUUAAAAGAAACAAUUAGUUCAUCUGGUAGGCCAUUUCAGAGAAGCUGUUGCUCUUUCAAUCAUGGAAAUGAGUCAUAGCUUGAUUCUCAAUGAGGAAGCCCUUUCCAAAAUACCUGAAGCAAAAAAAUCUCUGUUUGUGUAUGAAUGGCUACAGUUUCUAGAAAAUGUCUUAAUAGCAGCCCAAAAGAAUGACAUAAAAGAUUGCCAGAAAAAAAUUGUUGAACAAUUAAUGGCUCAAAUCCAUGCAAGCCCAGGACCACCUAUACGGCAGCUGAUUGGUCAAUGCUUAGCAACUCUUUUCAGUGUGGGGGAUGCUUUUCUUCUGUUUGAUACAAUCAAUAAGUUGAAUGACAUAUUAAAAAACCGAGAUGAUUCAGCAGGAUUUCUCAUGACUCGUUUGGCUUCUAUAACCACCCUGGGAUGUCUGUAUGAAAGACUUGGACGUAUGGCUGGUAGGUCCUAUGAUGAAUCUGUCCAAGUAUUGCUUAGAGGACUUAAAAACAGUGAAUCUCAAACUAGAGCAGAGAGUCUUGUCACCCUAGAAAAGUUGUGUUGUGGUAUGGGUUCAGCAGCCUCAAAUCAACAUCGUGAUAUCUUUAAAACUUGCAAGUUAUGUCUGUCCGAUAGAAACAUGAAUGUUCGAGCAGCAGCAGCCAAGUGCAUGUGGGAAGUCAUGAAGCAUUCAUCCAGUAUCCUACAGCUUACCGAAUUUGAAUCCAUAGCUGCUCUUAGCUUCCGUGCCCUUGAAGGCUCCAAUCAUGAGGUUCGAUGUGCCGUGGCCCUUUUGCUGGGUAAUGCCGCUGCAGCAGCUCUUACGCCACCAAAACCCGGCCCAGCAAGAACUAACUUAUCCGCUGCAUCAGCCAACCAGGCUGCGGCAUCAGCUGCAGCGAAGGUGGCAUCAGUAGAAGAAGUAUUGGGAGUAAUUUCGACGGGUUUUUUGCGUGGAGGUGGAGGCUUCCUAAAAGGAACUGGCGAAAUGAUUAAAGGACCAGCUGCCACCAGCCGAGAAGUUCGGGUUGGCGUAACGAUGAGCUAUGUCGUCAUGGUCCAGCAACUUGGUUCUGCUUGGCUGGAACGCCAUCUAAAUAUCAUUCUGCAACACUUGCUUGACCUAGCAGCCCAGCCGCGAGCUGCUCCCACUCACGUUGACGCUGUCUAUUCUCGUCAGUGUAUCACAUUUGUGUUUCGUUCACUGCUGGGAAAGAUGUUAGGAGAAAAGCAGCAAACCGCUGCAUGUAAAGAAUUUGCACGCAUAAUCAACCAUCAGAUGAAUAGCAUCGAUCCUAAUCCAGAAAAUGCCAAAGACAGUAGCACGCAGGAAACAAUAUUUAGUCAACAUCUUCUUGUAUGCGCGCUUCAGGAACUUGGCUCGCUUGUCCACAGUCAGGCCAGUUCUGCUUCUACCUUAUUGGCCGACCAGGGAGCCGGUGUGAUCGAUUGUGCUAUUGCUGUCUUGCUUCAUCCAUCGCAAGCUGCUCGUCUAGCAGCUGCCUGGAGUCUACAGUCUAUGGCAGUGGCCGUUCCUUCGCACCUUACACUACUCAUCGACAAAUGUGUUGAUGCCCUGGAAAAUCUCCGUAGCACUCCUGAAGCUGUCUCAGGUUAUAGCGGUGCUUUGGCUGCACUUAUAGCCGGAGUUUCGUCUACCACCCUAGGCAUUCCGCAUAACCGCGGAAAGAUUGUGUUUAACACUGCAGAGGAGCUUUUAAGAAGUGCGAGUCAAAACAACAGACUUGCGGUUCAGCGAACUCAGGCUGGUUGGUUACUUAUCGGUGCUGUCAUGACUUUGGGAGUUUCCGUAGUCAGCAGCCUUGUCCCUCGGAUGCUACUCCUUUGGCGCAAUAGUUUUCCACGUUCAGCCAAAGAGCUGGAAUCGGAGAAAGCCCGUGGCGAUGCCUUCACCUGGCAGGUUGCACUUGAAGGUCGUGCGGGUGCCUUAUCGUCAAUUUGUAGCUUCCUCCGACAUUGUCCGCAGUUGGCGACAUCUGAGGAUAUUACCAAGCGUCUAAUGGGCCCGCUUGAUGCUGCCAUCACCAUGCUAACAAGCAUUGCAUCUGUCGUCAAGACGUAUGGGCAGCCUCUUAAGGCAGCUUGCGCAAUGGUUCGUCUUCGUCUGUACGAUGCACUUUCCUUGGUUCCUCCGCAAUACUACGAAGCAAGCUACACCCAGCUUUUACGUUUGCUCGUUGCCGAGUUUACUUUGGCUGAAAAUCCAGCUAAUACAACCACAUCUUUGUUACAGCAACAGUGCCAACCUGAUGGCUCUGCAGUUUUAUUACACCCAGACUUGCAAGAUUCAGACUACAAUCUACUACAACAGCAGUUGUUACCCAACAGCGCCGCUGGUUCAGGAGCCCUUGAACACGAUCCAUGCUCACUUUACGUGUUAGUGACCGAUCGGUCACACGUAGUUGGAAGCGUUCCUGGGCCUCUUCCAUUAGGUGUAGCCGUCAUCGAUGCGUCAAUCACCCUCUUUGGGCACGUUUUCCCACGCGUGUUACACAAGCAUCGCCUUCAGCUCUUAGUUCACUUUGAAGAUAGCAUCAAACAGGCCAAAACACGACAAGCAGUUCAAACCAAUAUUUUUGCGAGUCUGCUCGCAGCACUGCGCAACGUAGCCGAAGCAAAAACUGGGCUCGGUCCUAACGGAGAGGAACUCCGAAAAGGCCUUUCCAAUCUCAUUCAAGCCGGUCUUAUCAAUCCCACUUGUCCCGCCCUACGUUGUGCUGCAGCUGAGGCUCUGGGUCGCUUGGCUCAGACAGGGUUAGACCCACGCUUCACAAGUGAGGCUAUCCAGACCAGCUUCGAAAAACUGAAGAACAGCCGAGACGCCGCUAGUAGGACAGGACAUAGCCUGGCGCUAGGAUGUUUACAUCGCUACGGUGGAGGCUUGGGGCUCGCCUCAUCACAGCAACUCAGUAGUAGUAUUUCUAUCUUGACAGCGCUCAGCCAAGAUACAUCGUCAGCAAUGGUACAGCAAUGGGCGCUACAUGCAUUGGCAUCGAUUGGAGAAGCCAGUGGCCCAGUUUUUCGUCCGUUUGCUGAUUCGUGUUCCAAUAUGGCAUUGCAAUUGUUGAUGACGGUACCUUCAACCAACGUCGAAGUGCUCAGGGCGGUAGGCCGUUGCUGUGCAGCAUUGGUUAGUGCUUUUGGUCCUGAAUUACAAGGAAAUAAUGGCAAUAUCAUUGCGGCACGUUCCUCUCUAUUGUCCGCAUGUGCUCUGUUACAGCAACACAGUAGUCCCGUAGUACAAUCCGAAGCCAUUUUUUGCCUACAGCAGAUGCACAUGUUUGCGCCGCGUCAUGUCAACCUUAGCAAACUUGUUCCUCUUCUUUGCCGUUCCAUUAGCAGCCAGCAUUUGGGUCUACGGCGUGCUGCCGUCUCUUGCCUGCGCCAGUUAGUUCAAAGGGAGGCCAGAGAAGUCUGUGAACAUGCCGCUGCGUACGUGACAGAAUCAAGCCGUGUGGUUCCCCUUUUCAACGGAUCAAAACAAGGACUACCCAUGGCGUUGCUUUUCCUUUUGGACAGCGAAGUUGACGUUAUGUUGCAGCGACAUCUUCGCGAUACAUUAAAUGGCCUACUCACUACCUUAGCCGAACAACAGCUCAGUUCUUGGCUCACGCUGUUUAAAGAAGUGUUGACAACAUCGCCUGAUACAGCUGCUGCUCCGGUUCCAUCCGGACAACAUGGGCCAUCAGGAUUAGGACUUAAAAGUGGAUCAUCGGCAGCUGAUACAGAUGGAGAUGGGGCGGCUGAUGACGAUGAAGAGGAGUUUCACGCUAACGGAGAUAGCCUUUCACCUACCCCUAGUAGUCGCCCAGCUGGCUUGCCCCCGCCGCGCUGGCCUACUAGGGUAUUUGCUGCUCAGUCAACCGGAAAAUUGUUGUUGCUCAUGCGAGAAAGUACGUCUACGGCUCAUUUUGACUUGUCAGCAGCCCGGCAGCUUAGCAGCGCGAAUGGUGCUGAUUACCUGGUUUUACACCUUUCGGAUUUGAUUCGGCUAGCGUUUAUUGCAGCCACAUCAGAUUGCGAUGCGCUUCGCAUGGAAGGUCUUCAUCUACUCCAGCUCCUCAUUGAAUGUUUCGCAAGCCAACAAGAGCCUGAAUUUCCCGGUCAUUCAAUCCUCGAACAAUAUCAAGCUCAAAUAAGUGCCGCCUUAAGACCAGCGUUCAGUGCAGACACAGCCCCAAAUGUCACUGCUGCCGCUUGCCAUGUUUGCAGUACGUGGAUGUGUUGCGGUGUUGCUCAAGAUCUAUCAGACCUUCGUCGCGUUCAACAGCUUCUUCUCUCAGCAUUAAAUCGUAUCACCGCUGCCCAGCAAUGUACUCUUCCCCCACUAAGUGGAAUUGGUGGACUUCAACAGCAUCGCUUGUAUAACGAAAGCGCUGCCACUCUUGAAAAUCUAUCGGUCCUGAAAGCUUGGGCUGAGGUCUACGUUUCUGCUAUGAAAGAUAGUAGAGUUGCCGAAGGUCGACAUCUGCUUUUACCGUUAGUAAAACCUGAAUUGGCCGGGUUAGCUCAGUUUUGGCUUGCAGCUCUUAAAGACCACGCUCUCCUGACGCUUCCUCCGGAGUUUGGCCCACAGUUGCCACCUGAAGGAGGAACGUUUUAUACCCACGAUGCAGCAGAUCUAUCACGACCUUAUUACAAGCUCAGCUGGCCACCCCUACUCCAGGCUGCGGCUCUUUGGUUGGGUCACGCCAAUAAUGCUGGUGAAACUAUUGAACCAGAUAAUGUCUACUCCAAUCACUUUUUCCUAGUAUUCGGGAUUGUGUUGGAAGCUCUGUGUGAUCUCAAAUCUACUGAACCAGAUUCCUCAACGGCGGCUUGUUUAUACGCGCUCCAAUCACUACUGCACUCUCCAAAAGCUCGUAACACGAUGACCUGUCAACCACCGCUAACAGUCGAGGUUUGCAACGUUCUGCAUCGAGUUGUGUUAACGAAAAAAGCACCAAUUCAACACCAAGCGUUUGAAGUAUUGUUGGCACUCGUGCAAGCCACUCACGAGCAAAUGAAUCGGUUGAGUGAUUCUGUCAGUGCAGGUGAAGGUGGCAGCGAAGGAGAGCUGUUACCGGGCACUUCAUUAGUUUUCGCGGCUCUUGAAGUCUGCCUAUGCCAACUCGUCCAAGUCUAUCCCAAUAUGGACCCCAGUGCCACAAGCAGCACAAAAAGUGUUAGAAGAAUAAUUGGCAUUGGCGGGAAAAUAGGGGAGGAAUUGGUGGCUGCUGCUCUAGACGUAAUGGGACUGCUUCCAUCUGUAUGUUCACCGCACGGAGCUCUCUCGCUCCUACCGGCGUUGUUGCAUCUAGUUACCAACAUCUUACAAGAGGCCAGAACACUAGAAUCGGCGGCCGUUCAGGCUGCAUUACGCUGUUUGAACACCUAUUGCAGUCAUCCUUUUUCGAAGCUACCGGAAACUGAAGGGCCAUAUGGCAAACUGCUUCAGAGCUGCGCUGCUCGUCUUCUAGAUUGGGGUAAAGCCGGUCAAGAAGAGGAUCGUUUAGAUCCUCUAGUGCUGUUGAGUGCUGUCUCUGGCAUGUUACUUAACGCCCCGUCUGGAUUACUAUCAUGUCCCGCUCUGUUAUAUCCUUCACUCAACGCUUUCCAGCAGUCACUACAGUCGGCCGACGCUAGACUGAGGCUGCACACCUUAGGACUAUUUGGUAAUUUACUUCAAGAUGCAAAUCGCCAGUUAACCUUGCAUCCUGAGAAUGCAAAGUCAAUUCUUCGACCGUUAACACCAUAUGUCCAUGCACUAGCACCAAAAAUUGUGGCCCAUUUAUGUAAUCCCACAUCUCGCCUCCUUAAUUCUCAACAACAAUUAUUGAUGACAAUUGAGUCAAUCACCUGUGUUGAAGCUCUAACGGCACUUGCAGAUGGCGAAAAUUCUCUUCUGGUUCUGCAACUUUUGGUUCCAAUUCUCAUAAAUUGCUUAUUGGAUCCGAUGCAAAUGAAAACGUCCAAUCCAUUGACCAAGACGUUGCACGCCCAUGCGUUACAAACUUUGACGCGGAUAGGCACCCAGUAUCCACAGGAGUUUAAAUCUCUAUUGAGUGUCUUGCCAGAAUUGAGAACAAAACUUGAAUCAGCUGCAAGAGCAAGCCAGAUGGGAGCUAUAAAUGCUAAACAGGGUGCGAUGAACACCACGACAGAAAUCAAGGCGGCUCCUACCAUUAAACUGAAAACUGAUUUCAGCAAUUUUAAUUAGUUUGUAAUUUGGCAGGCUAAUCGCCUGGUUUUGUGAUCAUAUUGUGUGACCUGCAAGUCCAUUGUAUGGAUUAAAGGAUUGUUUUAUGUGUUAGUUCUGGGUUUUCAAUAUAGCUUACGUGAAGUGUAACUCACAUAUGUUAAAACACACAGUAAUGAGGCAGUUGCAGUUUGUAUUUUACCAAGGUUCUUUCAAUGAAAAGAGUAAACAAUAAACCAUCCGAAACUAA